GCCCCCCUCCCAUCCCCCCAUACCAAAUAAGGUUAAGAAGAUUGGCACGGAUUAAGAUGUUGGAUUAUAUUUUGUUUUAGAUUAAAGCGCAUGGGAGAAAGUAAGUCUCCAACCUGUAUUAUGAAUGCAACAUAUGAAGAUGUAAAUCCACCUGCAAACACGCCAUCUAAAAAUAACGAGUCAACACCAGAAUACGCAUAUUGUGAAGCUUUAAAGACGAACAUUCCAGCUUCUGUUGUCGACCAAUCCCAGGAAACGGAAAAUACAUACACAUGCAUAGAGCUGGAGAAAAAUACAGAUGAGGAAUAUGCACAAUUAUCACUUCGUGAAAACGCGAUAAUAAGCGUAGAAAAUCCUCCAAACGAGCCAUUAUAUUUUCAAACUGAGCAGGAAUGUUUUAAAGCCGAACCAAGUUACGUGGAAACUGAGCCUGAAUAUGCAACAACUGAACCAGAAUGUUUUAAAGCUGAGCCAACAUACGUAGAAACUGAGCCCGAAUACGCAAUAACUGAGCCAUGGUAUGCAACAGUCUCCAAAAAAUGAUAUAAAUAAUUUCGUUUCAUAUUUUCUUACCUAUAAUGCUAAUUGACUUUUUUUUAUAAAAAUAGAGUAGCAAAAGAAACUUUGACCAAAACGAGUAGAAGAAUCCUCUGACCGAACUGAAUGGGAGAAUCUCGUAUCAAGGCGGAAUAGUUUCAAGACACAUUUCUAAAGUAUAAGUAACAAUAAAUUUUAUUUGUUAAUAAAAACAAACUAUUGUAGUAUUGAGAAAAUUCUGUAUAAUUUAACUAAUUCCUCCAAUCUCUUUGUAUAUCCAUAAUUUUAAGAGUACUAUUGCACGAAGGUAAGUUUCGAUCCACUAAUUAUCUCUUCAAAUAAUAAAUAGCCAAAGAUGAUUAUGAUCACUGCCCGUCGAUGACAGCUGUAGCUGUCGAAACGUAACCUAGAAUAAACUCGCUUGUUCAUGACAUGAUAAUAUUUAUAUUAUUCAAUGACGAUGACUGAACAGAUUAGUGGUAAUAUUUUUAAAAUCAAGGUAAGACUUGUGUUCAUCAGCAACUGUCAGAACUUUCGGUUAUACACUUAUUAAUAUGCAUCAAACGCACAAGUGCAUUUAAGAAUAACAUCAAAAAAAUAGUUUUAUUGUUAAAAGAUAGAGUGGUGAUUGAUUAAUGGUAAUUGUAACAAAUGCUUUUUUA
This is a messenger RNA of Hydractinia symbiolongicarpus, 1199 nucleotides long. RefSeq lists its product as uncharacterized. The record is from RefSeq and is a predicted model, not a curated record. Lineage: Eukaryota; Metazoa; Cnidaria; Hydrozoa; Anthoathecata; Hydractiniidae. The transcript is spliced from 4 exons. Bases 91 to 543 code for a protein of 150 amino acids.